GGAGUGGCUUUUUUUCUGUGACCUCAGGGUGCGCCCUGAGCGGCUGACACGCAGAGCUGCGCAAUGAUCGAGGGUGAGCGCAUAGGUGGGAUCUGGAACAAUGGGUGUGUAGCGACGGCAGAGACACAAGAACCACACAAGAGCCUCUGAUAGACGUUUUGAUUCGAUUUUUUGUGAGUGAUUAGGAUGUCCAAGCGAGUCCGACCCGGCUAUUACCGCCAGGACGUCAACAAAACCUCAUGGGAAGUACCGGAGCGGUACCGGGAGCUGAAUCAGGUGGGGACGGGGGCGUACGGGGCGGUAUGCUCGGCGGUGGACUCCAGGACAGGAACCAAAGUGGCGAUCAAGAAGCUGUACAGACCUUUCCAGUCGGAGCUCUUCGCCAAGCGGGCCUACAGGGAGCUGAGGCUGCUCAAGCACAUGAAACAUGAAAACGUGAUUGGCCUCUUUGAUGUUUUCACUGCUGACCUCUCUCUGGAUAGAUUCCAUGAUUUUUAUCUGGUGAUGCCAUUCAUGGGGACGGAUCUGGGGAAGGUGAUGAAGCUGCAGCGGCUGUCUGAAGAGAAGAUUCAGUAUUUAGUUUAUCAGAUGCUCAAAGGGCUCAAGUAUAUACAUUCUGCAGGAAUAAUUCACAGGGACCUCAAACCAGGAAAUCUUGCCAUCAACCAAGACUGUGAGCUCAAGAUCUUGGACUUUGGUUUGGCGCGGCAAGCAGACAUCGAGAUGACCGGGUAUGUGGUGACCCGCUGGUACAGAGCCCCGGAGGUCAUCCUGAGCUGGAUGCACUACACGCAGACGGUGGACAUUUGGUCUGUGGGCUGCAUCAUGGCAGAGAUGCUGCAAGGAAAACCCAUUUUUAAAGGCAGCGACCACCUAAAUCAGCUGACUGAGAUCAUGAAAAUCACAGGAACACCGACCCAGGAAUUUGCAUCAAAACUAGAAUCUGAUGACGCCAAAGGCUACGUCAAAAGCCUUCAAAAAGUGGAGAAGAAAGACCUUCAGAAUGUGUUUCCUACAACUAAUCCACAAGCCGUGUCCGUGCUGGAGCGCAUGUUGUUGCUCGACCCCGAGAGCAGGGUAACCGCUGCAGAGGCGCUCGCGAUGCCGUACUUCUCCGAGUUCAGAGAACCGGAGGAGGAGACGGCAGCGCAGCCGUACGACAACUCGUCAGACAACGCGGACCAGUCCUUGGACCUGUGGAAACGUCACACCUUCACGGAGAUCUUAACUUUUAAACCGGUUGUGCCAGAUUCCAAGGAAACUGCACUGUGAGACACACACACACAGUGUUUUGGCGAGACCAGAACAAAGUAUCGUGUCUUUAAAAUAAAUCUCGAUGUCCACUGGGAGAACGCUUUGAUCCCCAGGCUCUCUGAAUGCCCGUGGAUCCACUUCACAAUUGUCUUAUAAGUGCAAGCUGUCAUGUUUUGGAUUUUUCUCCCUGACGUUAGCAUCAGACCUUUCCAUCGUCUCCUCCAGUGCUCAGGAUGAUAGUCGGGUAAUAAUAUUAUUUGAUGAUAAACUUGCUCAUUAAAUAUGUACGGGGUGUAUUACUUGAGUUACUGAGUUAAAUUCCCUUCAGUGGUACAUUCAGUAUAUCUCGUUUGGGUUUUUUUUUAUUUAGACUAGCGGCUUAUUGUUUUUGUAAUGUUGUUUUGUGAAGUAGCUUCCCCUUAAGUGACUGCAUUUAAAUGGCUUUAUUGGGAUGUGUGUGUGUGUGUGUGUGUGUGUAGUCUACAUGCUGUGACCUCGUUAUUUCUCCCAGAGGCCUUAAGAGAACGACUAAACAAAAACACUCCCCAGCUGCUGAUCGUACGAAAUCCAUCCCAGCAGGUUGUGCACAUUGCAACAUUCACGUUGUGGUUUCACACCAAAAACAGACGAAUCGGAUGAUGUUGCUUUUUGAAACACAGAAAGUAGCACACAACACAUUGUCUAUGUGGAGUUGUGAAUCACUCGUGCAUCUUUAUCAAUAAAGAUUAUCCAACCAAGAUAA
Molecule: messenger RNA, 1996 nt
Organism: Pseudoliparis swirei
Lineage: Eukaryota; Metazoa; Chordata; Actinopteri; Perciformes; Liparidae
Gene: mapk12a
Product: mitogen-activated protein kinase 12a
Exons: 12
Coding region: 187-1272 (361 amino acids)
Biological process (GO): protein phosphorylation; intracellular signal transduction
Cellular component (GO): cytoplasm; nucleus
Molecular function (GO): MAP kinase activity; ATP binding
Source: RefSeq, a predicted model, not a curated record